AUGCUUCAAUGCUCAACGGGUGUAUAUAUUACCUUGCUUGCCACAUUUUCUAAGCCAACACUUUUCACUUUCAAUCCAGGUAUUGUCAUUGCCACGCAUGAGGGAUCUGUCAUCCGAUCUACACUGGACAACAUCCAAACACCCCAGAUUUCAACCUUGGUAGUUCAACUCGCUGCAAGGGGAAAAAGCGUUGUUCGUGAUUUAGAUCCCGAAGACGAGCUUACUUUUUUACGUAUUCGAUCAAAGAAACAUGAAAUCAUGGUUGCUGAAACAAAACAGUAUCUGCUGAUCGUCAUCCAAAACCCACAUGAACUUUAA
This is a messenger RNA of Batrachochytrium dendrobatidis JAM81, 318 nucleotides long. RefSeq lists its product as uncharacterized. Gene Ontology annotation, biological process: microtubule-based movement. The transcript is spliced from 3 exons. Lineage: Eukaryota; Fungi; Chytridiomycota; Chytridiomycetes; Rhizophydiales. Gene Ontology annotation, molecular function: dynein intermediate chain binding. Gene Ontology annotation, cellular component: cytoplasmic dynein complex; cytoplasm. Bases 1 to 318 code for a protein of 105 amino acids. The record is from RefSeq and is a predicted model, not a curated record.